CAGGAAGCAGAAAAUCAACAAUCUUGCAGUACGGCAACUCUGGCAACAGCUGCAGCGAAACAACAACUACUAAAAAAAAAGCAAGCGGCAACAAGCGCGACAUUUGUUAGUCUUGAGCGCCGUCAACGCUGCCGCCGCAGCCGCAGCCGCUGCCAGACGAAAGCAGCAGCAGCAGCAGCGCAGCAGUGGGCAGCGAUGAACACCCAGCCGGAAUAGCAGCAGUCACGUUAGCAAGUGUUUUAGAACCCGCUAUAACCGUACCUCUGCUGCGAUACACGGCAAGAGAGAGGGACAGAGAGAUAAUAGUGCAAAGUAAACUGUAAUAAAAUCAUUUUCAAAACCUAAGCAAGUGCAGGAGGUGGGGGGUAGCGGCCUAAUGCAAAACAAUAUGGUAAGCAUACCAGCGGCCAAUAUGAACGGCGGCCUCAAGGCAGCUAACGGCAGCGGCACCGUCGUUGGCGUUGGCGUCGGCGUUGCCGGCACAGUGUUGACAAAUGCGCAGCGUGUCUAUUUGACGCCCGCCUCCAGUUACCAUCUAGCCGCACGCCAAACAUCUGUGAGCGGCGCUACAGCCGCAGGCGUUGGCGUUGUGUCCACCGCCAAAGCGGGCAAUAACAACAACAGCAUCGGCAUUGUCAGCAAUACAAAUGCGGCAGCAUCCACCAGCACAGCUGGCACCGUGCGCUACUUUUCGCAAUUUAGCAAACUGCAGCCGGUGCAGCAGCUGAACACCAGUGUUGGGCAACGGAAGCUGCUCAAUGGCGAUACCAUGGUGCUGGUUAAUGGCAGCAAGCCGCUGAUCUUUGCCACCCCAACCAACAACAACAAGUUGAUAGCAGCGGCAGCAGCAGCAGCAGCAACAACAACACCAACAACAGCAACAACAGCAGCAGCAGCAGCAGCAGCAGCAACAACAACCGCAGCAGCAACAACCACCGCAGCAGCAACAACCGCAACAACAACAACAGUUCCUAAUGGCAACAGGGUGUUAAUCAACAAGCAGCAACUACAACAAAAACAAGAACAACAACAACAACAAGAACAGCAGCAACAACUACAGCAACAACUACAGCAACAGCCAGCGACUGUGAUCGAUGAGCUGCAGCACGAGGAGCUGCAGAUCGGCAACGAAAUUGGGGACAUAAUUGAGAUCAAGCAGGAGGUGGAGGAGGCACUGGCCCUGCUAUCGUCAGCCCCAAACUCAAUCAAAUCCGCCGACCAGGAUGCUGAGCCCGAGCUGGACAUUGUGAUUAACAAUGUGGUCUGCUCAUUCAGCGUUCGCUGUCAUCUCAAGCUGCGCGAGAUCGCGCUCAAUGGCUCCAAUGUGGAGUAUAGGCGAGAGAACGGCAUGGUAACGAUGAAGUUGCGUCGUCCCUAUACGACCGCCUCGAUUUGGUCAUCGGGCAGGAUCACGUGCACGGGCGCCACCUCCGAGUUACAGGCCAAGAUCGCCGCCCGUCGCUACGCGCGCUGCCUGAGCAAGCUGGGUUUUCCGACGCACUUCCAGAACUUUCGCAUCGUCAAUGUGCUGGGCACCUGUAGCAUGCCCUGGGCAAUUAAAAUAGUCAAUUUCUCGGAGCGCCAUCGCGACAAUGCCAGCUAUGAGCCCGAACUGCAUCCGGGUGUUACGUACAAGAUGCGCGAGCCAAAGGCCACGCUCAAGAUCUUCUCCACGGGCAGCAUAACGGUAACAGCCGCCAGCGUCAAUGACGUGGAAUCCGCCAUACAGCACAUUUAUCCCUUGGUGCAUGAGUUCCGUAAGCAGCGUUCCGCAGAGGAGCUGCAGCAUCUGCGACAAAAGCAGCGCGCCCAGGCCGGGGAAGAUCUCAACGAGCUGGACGAUCAACUGGCGCUGGAGGGGAAGAGCGCUGUCAAGGAUGAUAUGUUCUUAAACACCACCUCCGCACAUACAAAUGCCAGCCGGCCGCAAGGAGCUGGCGCCAACAGCCUGCCCUCUGCAUCCCUCUACACAGCGAACCGCAUUGAGCAGUAUAAAAGCUACCAGGAAAUGCAGGAGCAGACGCAAUUGGAGCGCCGUCACGUCAGCUAUGUUAGCGACGCCGCCAAAGGCAGCAGCAACAGCAGCACCGGCGACAAUAUUUGUGCCAAUGCCCGACGCCGCGCCACCGAAUGCUGGGCGACAAAGCUGCAAAACAAACGGCCGCGCUACAAUGAUCCUGUCUCCACGGCGACAGUCACUGCCGGCACCAUCGCACGCACUGCCACCACCGCCGUCGCCGUCGCCGGCGCCAAUUACAAUGCCAACUUUAGCGCCAUCGGCGUCGCUGCUACUGCGACUGCGACUACGAUUGCGACUGCAGCUAAUGCGGUCAACAAGCUGCGCAACAACAAACCGCUCAUUCCCGAUGUGGGGCUCAAGCAGAGCAGCUCCAGAGCGCGCAAUGCAGCUGCUGUUUCUGCCACAAUAGGAAGCGCAGCUUACGAUGGCGUCUACACAAAACGUGAGACAUUCUCCCCAACGGAUUUCCAAGUGGACGAUCUGAUCGAGGAGGAUGGGGAUGACUUGGACAUGCACUUUUAAGAGCACCCAGCCAGCAGUGCAGCAUCGAUGAUCCAAGCGGAGCAAGCUAAUUGAAUUUGUUGAAACAGAAGUUGCCUAUGCCAAAUUUAUCAAGAGUUUUACAAAUGAAAGACACAAAGAAAAAUGCAACAUGCUCAACACACAUACACAAACAGACAUAUAAGCAUGCUAUGCAUUUUUCUUAUGUGCUCUUUUAAUGCAUUUAACAUAAGCUUAACAUAAUGGAAACAGAACACAGCAAGCAAACACACACAUACACAUACAAAUACAUACCCACACCCACAGCCACACAUACAUGCAUACAUGCAUACAUGCGCAUUACAAGCGGAAAGGGCAACUGCAGCAGCAUCAACAUCAACAUCAACAGAGGACGGCGAAUUCAAAAUCCAAAUCAAAUAUUUUCUAAAAUAACAACAAAACAAGAGCCAAAUAUUUAUAUUUAAGAUUAUGUUUAGACAGAGCAAUGUACGUAUGUAGUUUAAAGUACAGCAAACUACGGACACCGCGAUUCAAUUGAUCAGCUUUUACGAAAUGGUAUAAAUUUGAUUUACCAUAGGCAUAUUCACAUAUAGACUAAAUGCAACAAAUAUCAGCAAUUAUGUGCGCUACACAUACACAUACGUAUAAAUAAAUAUAUCAUUUUCAUAUACGUAUUAAAACCCUCAAUAACUGCAGUUACAACAACCUGCAACAGCGACCCGAACUCAAAGGAACAAGUGGAAACUGAAACUUAAUAAACUAUUGCACACAAACACACACACAGACACACAUAUAUAUAAAUCGACCAUCAUAAUCGAUUUCUUUGAUACCAAUUUGUAUCGUUAAUGCAUAUGUAACUGCGUAUGUGAGGAACCACCGCCUAAUAAAUACUGUUACUACAUUAAAACAAAAACUAAAACAAAAACACUAUGGAAUACAUUUAGUUCUAUGUUUCAUUUACAUUUAGUUCAAUUCAAAUUAAACAGAACUCUUAGAAUUUGCUGCACAACCGCUGUUACAUUUACCAUAUUAAGCAAAUGUAAUGCGGCUCUGACGUCACAAUUCAACAGCCGCCAUUGCGCAUAGCGAAUCCCAACAAAAAUAAACUUUUAAUUAGCACAUUUUAUUAGUAUUUUUUUAAACCUGUUUAUUUUUGACAUUUGGAUUUUUAAUUUAAUGAUAACAGCAAUUAAUUUAAAUAUAUAGAAGGUUCGAGUUCUAGACCAACAGCAGUCGGUGGAACUUUAAUGUAGUGCAUUAUUAUUACUGUAGGGGAUUAAUCUUAAAUUUUUUGUUUUUAAACUAUUUUAAGUGCUUUAAAAAUUCAGAUCUAAGAAAUUAUAUUUACAUACUACACUUAUAUCUGGUCACUUGUAAACCAAUAACAAAAAUACGCAAAAUAUGCUAAAACAAAUUACAUUUAAUUCAUUAAAUUUAUACUUUAUACAUUGCAUAUGGAAAGGGCAGAAAUACAUAUUAUAAUUUGCCAAUUAUCCGCAUUCAGUAAGAUAUUAAAAUCUUACGUGUCAACAUUUUUUUUUUUUCAUAAUUUUUAAGAUUUAAAACUUGUUCCUGUGUUGUUAAAUGAAGAAAAACAAAGUGAAAACAAAAAAUGUAGUUCAUAAAUUAUAUGUAUGUAUUUAACAUGCGUAUUCACGCAUUCACACACUUCAUACACUCAUACAUACUUGCAUUCAAAAUUAGUAACGACAGCAAAAUCAUAAGCAAUAAAUAUUGUUCUCUAAACUUUUACAAAAGAAACAAACUUACGUGUAAAGUAAACAGCAAGAUAGCAUUAAACAAGGAGAGAAGAUGGGCAUAAGCGUCUUAUAUGUAAUUACAUACAUACAUGCAUAUGCAUAUGCAUAUUGUAUGCACUAUGUAAAGUUGAUAAUCAACAACAAGAAAGGCAUUAAUAUGAAAAGAAAGUGGAUUGGAAUACCAUCGCUAAUUCUUUGCCGCAUUAAAUACUCACGCACACAAGCAUGCGCUAGAGAGAGAAAUGAGAGUAAGAGCGAAUGAGUGGGAGUAGAAGUAGAAAAUGAGGGCAGCUGCACAUGCAUGGGCUCGUGCAUAAGUACGUGCAAACAUGCAUAUGAAUUGGUUGGUGUGUAUUUUCUCUUUGGCUCAUUAGCGUCCCACAGAUCACGGAACCCCUCUCAAACUUAAUCAAAUAGCAAAUUGUACAAUCAUUAAACAAAAAGUAAAUCGUAACACAUCGCUUCCAUGCCAUACAAUUUUUGUUAACAUUUGUGGCAGAACAUACACAAAUUAAAGCAAGCCCAAAUUGUUCAAUAAACAUAAUUUGUACAUACGUAAUUAUUUGAUAAUAUGUACAUUUAAAAAAAAAAACAAAAAACACACUGACAUGCAAAUGUGAAUAUUUAUUGUAAUAUUAUUAACAAUACACAGCAACACAAUGUACAUGCGUUACGUAUUAUUUAUUGUGCGCAGCAAACGUUGCAGAAGCAUCACUAACAUAAUGACACCACUGUGAGCACAUACAUGUAUGUGUGUGUGCAUUAUAUAUACAAAGUGAUGUAGCUGUUUCUUUUAUUAUUCUCUUUUCGUACACUCGUGCUUAGUGCAUUGCCUAGAUUGAAAAAAAAAAAACAGUUAUUUCAAGUACAUAUGGGUAUUCUAAAUUUCUGAAUUAUGAAAUUUAGUUUGAAUUUUGUUUCCUUUCACUAUGCCACCACCACUGACGUCCUUGAAAAUCAGAAAUUCGUUCAUAUCGUUAAAUUAUGCAUAAUCAAAAACCAAUCAUUAGCAGAAACAAAUAAUAAAAUAAUUACACAUAUACUACAUACAUAUGUAUAUCAACUUGGCGAUAUUAUCUAGAGUUUUACUACAUGUUCAUUUAAAUGUAUUGAUUUUGUUAGUGUAAAAUUUCAUGUACAUACAUCAAUGAAUGCCUAAAUUAAUACAAAUACUUAUACACACACAUAUAUACAUACAUAUAUAUUUUGAAAAAAAAAACAAAAACAAAAAACAAAAAGAAAUUGCCUUUAGGGAACAAAUAAAAGUGUGAAACCAAGAAGCAAA
Messenger RNA from Drosophila montana, 5566 nucleotides. RefSeq names its product TATA box binding protein-related factor 2 (gene Trf2). The record is from RefSeq and is a predicted model, not a curated record. The coding region runs from base 377 to 2542 and encodes 721 amino acids. NCBI's taxonomy places the organism in Eukaryota, Metazoa, Arthropoda, Insecta, Diptera, Drosophilidae. Gene Ontology annotation, biological process: DNA-templated transcription initiation. The transcript is spliced from 4 exons. Gene Ontology annotation, molecular function: DNA binding; general transcription initiation factor activity.